Daucus carota subsp. sativus is the source of this 2883-nucleotide messenger RNA. Its product is annotated as receptor-like protein EIX1. The record is from RefSeq and is a predicted model, not a curated record. The coding region runs from base 105 to 2741 and encodes 878 amino acids. The transcript has a single exon. Lineage: Eukaryota; Viridiplantae; Streptophyta; Magnoliopsida; Apiales; Apiaceae. Gene Ontology annotation, molecular function: protein binding.
AACAUGACACAUCUGAGUAAGCAUCCAGCAAGAAGUAUUCAUGUUCUUAUAAAUACAACUAACCAAUCAAAAUAUAUUGUACAUUUUCUUAUUUCAUUCUAGCUAUGGAAAUGCAAAAAUAUAUCUGUCUACUACUUGUUUGUGCACUAGGUGUUGAUGGAAGUUGUAUCGAGAGCGAGAAACAAGCUUUAUUGAUCUUCAAGGAAACUCUGAUAGACGACUCGAAUUACUUUUCUUCAUGGGUCGGAGAUGAUUGUUGUGCAUGGCAUGGGAUAGGCUGCGACAACAUAACCAAUCACGUCACACAACUUAAACUUCGUAAUGGUAACAUUGGUGGUAAGAUACAUCCUUUCUUGCUUGAUUUGAAGUAUUUAACUCACUUGGAUUUGAGUUAUAAUCGUUUUGAUGGGAUCCAAAUUCCAGAAUUUUUUGGGUCCUUUAAAGACCUAAUAUAUCUCAAUCUCGGUCACUCCAAUUUUGAAGGUUCGGUUCCUCAUCAUCUAGGAAAUCUUUCAAACUUGCAGUACCUUGACUUGAGUGAUUAUGAGGAUUCAUGGGUUCCUAAAUUAAGGAUGGAUAGCAUAAGGUGGUUAUCCAAGCUUUCUUUGGCGGAACACUUAGAUUUGUCUGGCGUAAAUCUCUCAAACGCUACAGAUUGGUUUUCGUCUCUUAACAUGCUUUCUAAAUUUAUAUCAGUACUUGGCCUAUCUAGAUGUAACUUGCCUGACAAUAUCCCUCGUCGUCUCCCUUUUAUGAAUCUAACUUCUCUUGUUUCAUUUGAUCUUUCUAAUAACUAUCUUAGCUCUUCUUUCCCUUUAUGGGUUCUUAACAACACUAAUCUUGCACAUCUUUAUCUUGGCUAUUGCAAUUUUGAUGGCCUAAUCCCUGAAUCUAUCGGAAGUUUGUCUGCUCUUUCUGUUCUUGAUCUUACAGUAAAUAGCUUCCAGGGUCCGAUUCCUCAUUCUAUUACAAAUCUGACAUCACUUUCUGAACUUUAUUUUACAGACAAUAAAUUAAGUGGUUCAAUUUCUCCUGAGAUGGGCAAUCUCACUGAGCUUACAGACCUCUCCAUGUGGUUAAAUAGUUUCAAGGGUAGUCUCCCCGAAACAUUUUGUCAAUUGAAAAAAUUAAAAUCAUUGAAUGUCGGAAAAAAUAGAUUGACUGGUAACAUUCCUGAAUGCAUAGGAAAAUUAUCAAAUUUAAAUGAAUUAAUUCUUGUUGAGAAUUCAUGGGAGGGGUUUGUAACAGAGCAUCAUUUUAUUAACCUAACGAAGCUAAAUAUCUUACUUAUUUCUUCGGAUUCUGAAUUGAUAUUAAGUAUAAGCUCUAAAUGGGUUCCUCGGUUUCAGCUUAUCUGUUUAUACAUGUAUUCCUUCAAAGUUGGCCCCAAAUUUCCGCAUUGGCUCCUCACUCAAAGAAAAAUUGAGGCUUUAAAACUGUCAAAUGCAAGCAUAUCAGAUACCAUCCCAAUUGAUUGGUUUUUGAGUUUGUUCUCAAAUAGUCCCGGUGUUGAUCUAUCUAACAAUGACAUCUAUGGGGAUCAAUUAUCUCUAAUUUCGCGAGCUCCAAAUGGUUUAGCCGCGUUGAUACUUUCAAAUAACCGUUUAUCGGGUGAAUUUCCUGCAUUUUUAUGCAAUCAGACGACGUUGAGGACUUUAGCACUCUCCCACAAUAACUUCUCUGGAGAGCUCCCCCAAUGCUUAGGAAAUUUGACAGAACUGAUAGAACUUGAUCUAAUGAAUAAUAGCCUAUCUGGUAAAAUUCCGUCUUUGGGUUUUUUAGGGGAUCUCCAAUAUAUAAACUUGCACAACAACAAGUUUCAGGGGAAAUUUCCUUUGUCCUUCCAGAAUUUGACGAAGUUGUUUGUACUUGACGUGGGAAAGAAUAACCUGAGCGAUGUACUUCCCACUUGGUCCGCGGAGCAAUUACCAAAUCUCAAGUAUUUGAUAUUGCGGUCCAACAAUUUUUAUGGUGAAAUACCCCUGCAGCUUUGCCAACAAUCCACGAUUGAAGUUCUAAACUUUGCAGACAACCAAAUCACAGGAAACAUUCCUGCUUGUUUUGGCAAUUUCAGUGCCAUGGUUACGGGUGACAUCAGUCCGAAUCACUUGGACUAUUGGGGAAGUGUUCAAAUGAUAGAUAGUAUGAAAGGAUAUGAGCAAGUUUACACCUCGACGCUAGAGUUUUUGUUUUCCAUUGAUUUAUCAAACAAUAAAAUCAGUGGAGAGAUUCCCAAAGAGUUGAUGGAUCUCCAAGGACUAUUGAAUUUGAAUUUGGCAGGUAAUCAUCUAGCUGGAAAGAUCCCGGAUGAAAUUGGAAAACUCAAAAAUUUGAUAUUUCUUGAUCUUUCCAGAAACGAGCUUCAUGGUCCGAUUCCACAGAGUCUGUCAUAUUUAAACUUUUUGAGUCAAUUGAAUCUCUCUUUCAAUGAUUUAUCAGGAAGAAUUCCCUCUGGAAAUCAGCUUCAGACCCUUAACGAUCCCUCGAUAUAUGCUGGCAACGAGCUACUCUGUGGCCUUCCUAUCCUGAAACCAUGCGCGGCUGACACAAAUUCACGUAAUGUUAAAGACGGCCACAAUGAAGCUGAUACUGAUUCUGUUUCAGAUGAUGAGCUCAUGUGGUUUUUUGCUGCACUUGGACCUGGUUUCGCAGUUGGCCUUUUGGGAUUCUUUGCAGCUUUGCGUUUUUCAGAUAUUGGAAUUUAUACUUCAAUUUUGGUUAACAGGUUCAUGAGAAAAUAAAGGUUAUCAUCACUGCUUUGCACUUUUCUUAUCAGUGUUCUGUUUCUUGUAAUUCAUAGUAACUACUACAUAUUUCUAAAGAUUUUUGAAGAAAUUUCUAUUGCCUCUGUGCUGUCAUUUUAUGGUAUAAAUGUUUAAGACA